Molecule: messenger RNA, 3132 nt
Organism: Anopheles funestus (African malaria mosquito)
Lineage: Eukaryota; Metazoa; Arthropoda; Insecta; Diptera; Culicidae
Gene: eco
Product: N-acetyltransferase eco
Exons: 4
Coding region: 1-2958 (985 amino acids)
Biological process (GO): mitotic sister chromatid cohesion
Cellular component (GO): nucleus; chromatin
Molecular function (GO): protein-lysine-acetyltransferase activity
Source: RefSeq, a predicted model, not a curated record
AUGGAAACCCCACGGACAGUGAACCGUGUACACCGACCUCCCUUAGGUACGCCAACGGUGUCCAACAGCAAAAAAUCACUCUUUGGAAAGAAUGCGGAAGCUGAAGCCGAUAUUGGCCCAAUAACACCGCUUCGGUUUGGUAGCCAUCGGAAGAAUCCGAGAAAAUCUAACCAUGCCCUCAGUAACAUCACAUCUUUCCGGAACUUGUUCGGCAAUGAAUCACCGGAUAGUGACCGUUCGUUGUCGCCGGAUUUUGAGAGACGGUAUACAAACAAUGGCCGAUACGAGCUGGUAUCCGCGGACUAUGACAAGGAAAAUAUGGCACAUGCCGUCGAUGAAGAAACGCGGUUCUCGUUCAGUAGCAGCAUCCCGGAAACACCGUGCAGCCGUCUGAGUGCAGAAGAGAGUGCGGUGCUCGAUGAAAAUAACUCCAACUCCCUCUCAAUGCUUAUGAACUCGGAUCUGAAUCUCGUAGAAAAACGUUCCAGAACUCUACAUCGUACACCGGGUGUAACGACACGAAGUGGUUCCACAAGUAAGGUCAGCGAACGAACAGCCGAUCCUUGCCUGCGCAGGUCGCAGCACCUUCAACGCGUAAAACGAGCACACAAUGAAACGCCGGACAACAGUUCGCAAUCUCCGUCGUACGCCGAAAUCGAGCGGAGUAUGACGAAACGGCCCAACACACGAGCACGAACCGCUUUACAGUUUAACGAUAUUUUACCGAUACCUGCAAAAUCGUUCUACUCAUCAGCCAGCACAGAAAAAGACACACCUGUAAAGAUAAAGCAACCGAUAUCGACGAAAUCGUUUUAUGCAUCUUCCUCUUCGAAGCCAGAAACGAAAGCGAUCACUCCCCACAAAUCGCCUGAAAAUGCUCCCUCAGUGCCACCGACGCAUCAAACUCCAACAGCAAAACAUUUGUCCAUUUCAAAAACGCCCCGAAAAGGGACUUCCAUGCGCAAACGCUCCAAAUCAUUCUCGUCCAAUGCACCAAGACUCGGGCAACGGGGUACAGUGCACAAGAUACGGAAACCAGUGAAAAAACCAACCGAAUCACAAACACCGAAAAAAAGAGGCUCAAAAACACAGCAAAACAAUCGUGCCAUUGCCGGUGGUACGAAAAGUUGUCCGACCACACCGAAAAGUGGCAUCAAUGAGCUUGCAUCCGAUCAUGAUGAGAUGUUGCAGCAGUUGAAGCGUGUCAACCGUAUACUUCGCCAAGGGCAGAAAAAUUUAACCACCGCUGGUCCGCUUUCGAUAUCACGUUCGAUGACGGAUUUGAGCAAAGGUUUCUACGACGAAGAUGCUAGCUUAUCUUCGUCAGAAGAUGAAGAUUCAGCGUCCGGGGAGGAAGAUGAAGAUGGUAAUGCGGGCACGAAUAAGCGAAAGUUCUUCCGCUCGAGCCGCAAAUCACGCUCGAUUCGUCGAGUGUACAAACAUUUCGAUACGAUAGCGAUUGGCGUACAGAAAGGUGGCAAACGGAAGUUGCUUAGCUUUCCACAAGUACCCAAGCGUCGACGUAUCGAGUUCGGGAGGGAUGAUUUUGACUUUGAACACGAACAGCUGGAAGUGGAUGAUUUGAUAAGCAAACUUGAUGAGGAUGAUGGCAGCUGUUGGUACGAUGGUGAACUAUACCAUGAAGCGGAUGGACACGACCAUAAUAUGCAGGAACAAAACGAUGAAGAUGAUAUACCGAUACCGAUACAAUCGAAUAUCAUCUACCUAUCGGCAGACGAUCGAUUCGCACUAGAAAACGAUCCAGUAGAGGAAAGUAUGGACCAUCUAGAAUCGAGCCAUACAAAUGAAACGAUCAUUGUGCAGCAUAACGAUGCGGAAGUAUCUGUGGGAUUAGUUGAAGAUGAGGAGUCGAUUUUACCACCCACCAAUUAUGAAACUGUCCCAGACGUUGGUGCGCAAUGUGCUAGUUUUGUCACGAAUAGCAGUAUGAUCAUUAUACAACACAACGAGUAUCAUAGUUCUACGACGAGUUAUCAGAGUGAUAGCACUAUGUCUACGACGAUCAUGAGCAGUUCAACAGUAUCACAACAAUACGAGUACAAAUCCCAGUGCCAAGCGGAUGCAAACGCACCGCAAACAAAUGCCAACCAAGAGGCAAAUGAAUAUUAUCCCAUUUUCUACUCCGACCGCGUAAAAGAACUUUGGCUACAGGAACGCCAGCAAACGGCGAACGCGCCAAAGCAAACAGAUGUGUUUCAUUUACUUCGUCAGCAGGAUAAUUGCGGCCGGAGUGCCAAAUCCGACACGCAAAAGCGACACGGUGUCGGCCAUGAUCAGUACCAGAUCGAUGCGGGUCAGCGAGCGUACGGUGCCAUUCACUGCAAAGAGUGCGGUCUUACGUACUCGACGAACGAACCCGAAGAAGAGCUAUUCCAUGACAACUUUCAUCGUUCGCAAGCGAAACUAACGUACACCGGUGGAGCGAACGAGCACGUUGUAACGCAAGUACUCGAAUGGGAUGUGACCGGGCGUAUUAUUGUCGUGUCGCAAACGGACAGUAACAAACCCUUGCUCAGGAAGAUCCAUACCAUCCUGGAGGUGGUGGACAGUGACCUAGGGUUUGCGACACAGGGCGAACUGCCGGAAGGUGCAUGCGUUUAUCUGGCCGUUGCGCGUUCCACCGUGCUGGGCAUAUGUGUCGUACAGCCGCUCCAGUACGCUAACCGUAUUUUCUGUCUCGAAGGGCUACACGGUGUACCGAUCGAUUGCUACUCGUCCGAGUUUUAUCCUGCCAAAUGCGGCAUCUCACGGCUUUGGGUAGCGCCAAAAUAUCGUCGCAAAGGAAUCGGACGCAAACUGUUAAGUUCCAUCCGGUAUCACUACAUUUUCGGCUACACCAUGGCAUUGGACGAGAUUGCUUUCGGUGCACCGACGGAAAUGGGUAAACUUUUUGCAGAAUCCGUCUGUGGAAGGAAAGAUUUUCUCGUCUACAUUUAAUUCUCACAUUGAAUGUGCCACAUCUUUCCUCAUUUUUUGUUUUGUUUUGUUUUUCUUUAUCGUACAUUAUUGGCAUUGCGUUAGAGUGUUGUUAUACUCUUCUUUGACAUCUUUUGUUUAAUUUUUUGCAACAUUCAAUAAAUAAUUCCCUGGUGGUUUGUUCCCUACUCCGUG